AUGGAUCAUGAUCUUGCGCCUGAUACAGUCAUUCUCUCGGCCAUCUUUCCCAAUGCCCAACCGGUUAAGGUCACUAUCCUCGCACAAACAAUCGACACUUGCACAUUCAGAGCCCAAUUCGAGACCAAUGACUGGCCUAUGGAUUUAUUAGUGCACGCGGAGGUCUUCGAUGACGAGCCCAUCCUUGAGGUGGUCACGGCUAUAUGUAGUACAGCAAACCAUCAGUUCCCUGGACUGGUACCAGAGAUGUACAAAUGCGACAAGGCGAUGACAGCUGACGGAAGAGAUUUCGAGUACACAGUAUCCAGGUUUCUCACAGGGACUGUGACUCUGGAAUCGGUCUGGCCAUCACUGAAGCCAGAGCAGAAAGAGUCGUUGGUCGAUGCAGUUGUCGUGACUGUCAAGCAAGUCCAUCAAAUGAGACGCACGGAUCCUGUUGUCAAAGAACUCCUUGCUGGAACACCAUUCAUUCAUUCAGAAGGAAGUGUUUGCAUCGGCUCGCCCCGCUGCGGUUACUCGAAAGACCUCCGCGAGUUCCUCAGGCAUCUCGUUGAGCGCAACCGACUCCGGCGUUCAGCUGCAUGCGACAUUGUUGAAACCGCAGACGGCGUGCUGAUCCGCUCAUCCCUCCCGGAAGUAGGCCAACUCCUCAAAAAUGAAGAUAUCAAUAGUCUGGACGAUGACAUUGUGCUCUCAUAUAAUGAUAUUAAGCCUCACAGUAUUUCUGUACACGCCACCACCCUAACAGAUGGCAGCACAGCGUACGAGCUCGUUGGUAUAAUCCACAGCAACCAAGCUGGCUUCUUCCCAUUCGCUUUCGAGGCCGCGCAAGAAGACCUUCUCGGGAACGAGAAUCUGUUCCUAGAUUGGUACGUGCUCUUCAAACAGAAGACGAGGGAUAUGAUCCCCGCAGGUGGAGCGAGUGAAAGGUUGAUCACUGCUGUACAGAUCAUCACGAAGAGCAAGUGUAUACAACAGAAAACUAGUGUUAUGGCGGAAUUUAGGAGGAUAUGGUAA
Didymella exigua CBS 183.55 is the source of this 1017-nucleotide messenger RNA. RefSeq lists its product as uncharacterized. Bases 1 to 1017 code for a protein of 338 amino acids. The record is from RefSeq and is a predicted model, not a curated record. Lineage: Eukaryota; Fungi; Ascomycota; Dothideomycetes; Pleosporales; Didymellaceae. The transcript has a single exon.